Quercus robur (English oak) is the source of this 483-nucleotide messenger RNA. RefSeq lists its product as uncharacterized. Lineage: Eukaryota; Viridiplantae; Streptophyta; Magnoliopsida; Fagales; Fagaceae. Bases 1 to 483 code for a protein of 160 amino acids. The transcript has a single exon. The record is from RefSeq and is a predicted model, not a curated record.
AUGGAGACCAAGCUUGGUGGAGCUCGUGCAAAGGAAAUAACGGAUAGGAUUCCUUUUGAUGGUGCCAUCCAUACUGAAACAAUUGGGUAUGCAGGAGGCCUUUGGUUGCUUUGGAAUGCUGAUAUUGUGGAGGUGGUUCAUUUGGCAAAUACAGAGCAAGAAAUCCAUGUGGAAGUGAAGGUACUUGCUACUAAACUCUCUUGGAUUUUUUCUACUGUUUAUGCUAGUCCUAGGAAUACUAAAAGACAUAUUUUCUGGGAAAAUUUAAUUAAAGUAGCUGAUCUUCAUAAUAAACCAUGGGUGAUAGCUAGGGAUUUUAAUGAACCCCUAUUGGAUGAAGAUAAGUUUGGAGGAAGGCCUGUCAGCAUAUAUAGAUCCCUUUUAUUCAAAGAUUGUCUUGAUAAGUGCAAUAUGGUGGAUUUGGGAUUCUCGGGUCCCAGAUACGUGUGGACUAAUAGAAGGGAGUUGAAUAACCUCAUUUAA